UCACACUAUUAAACAGAUCUAACUGUUCUCGAUUAAAAAGAAACACUAUUAAUAUUAUCAAUAUUUUAGUCAUUUUUUUUAAAUAAGCGCAUAACCUAGAAAAUUACAUUCAAAAUAGCGCGGCAAAAUGCCUUAUUGACAUUUGGAAGUCCUCUAGAUUUAUACAACAAUGUUCCGAGACCAUUUGUUUACAGUCAUGGCCGAUGUUCAAACCAGCAACAGGCACUAGUGGAUCUAUUAAAGUAUAAAAGAUGAAGAAAUUCUUUAAUACUAUAAAGAAGAAAACACAGGGUAAAGGAAGUUAUGACCCCCAGGAGGCAGCGGCCAGUGGAGGGGCUUCGGGAGGGUCCGAGGCGGGUUACGAGGUUCGCGAGAAAGAUCUUCCCAAAUUGCAUAAAGCAGCAUGGACGGGGGAUUUAUCUAAAGUCGUGCAACUUGUCAAAAAGGACACGAGUGCUCUCGACAAAGAAAACAGGACUGCACUGCAUCUUGCCUGUGCCAAAGGCCAUGCAGACAUUGUCAAAGUUCUCCUUGAGUGGCAUGCAAAGAGCAACAUUGGAGACAGUGAGGCCAAGACCCCACUACUCAAGGCAGUGGAAUGCGGCCAUGAUGACUGUGUGAAGCUAUUAAUAGAUCACAACGCCCAUGUUGAUGCUGUGGAUAAGUCUGGGAACUCGGGUCUCCACCUGGCGGUCCUAUACAACCAUCCAAAAAUCGUCAAACUCCUGACAUCCAAAGGGGCCAAUGUCAACAUAAAAAACAAGACUGAGGAGGGCUUUGCUCCCUUGCACAUGUCUAUACAGCUGAAGCGAGAUGAAAUCACCAGGGCUCUCCUCAUAGCCAAGGCCAACCCUGAUGUACAGGAUAACCUGGGCAGAACCCCGCUGAUGAUUGCCUGUUACGACGGUGCCAUCACGCCAAUCAGAAUGCUGCUACAGUUCAACGCACAGACCAUCAUCAAGGACAAGAAAGGGUUUACAGCAGAAGACAUGGCCAACAUGACAGGACAGUACGCUGCCUCCCAGCUCCUGAGUGACCACAGCAUGAAGCUGCGCCGAUCUGCAGGGGGCAGCAGUCUGGCUGGGAGCAUCACCCCCAGGGACACCCCCCGGGGAUCAGUAGGACCAUCCAGUGCCUCCACCACCCCCAGAGAUCCCUCAUUGACCAACAUGUUGCCAGUGGACAACAACGACAGAGCGUAUGACUCUGAGGAGGAGACGACCCAGAGCCGUGUGUCUCACAGUCAACAGGACGACUCCUGGGCCGACGACAGCGUCAGUCUGGGCCCCGAGGGCAAGAAAAAGAGAGUAAUGCUUGAUCCACUAGAAGAGGCUCCAAGAAUCAGUCUCGCCGCCAAACUUGGGAAAUUUGUGGACAGCGAACCUGAAGACGAAGAUCUGGAGGAGGAGGAGGAAUAUGCUGAGGACCAGCAGGUGCCCCCCUCUAACCUCCCCGGGCGACAGCAGCAGGGCUCGGUGAAGUCCAACCAAUCACACACCUCAGUGGAGGACAACAUUCCAUACGAUGAGGACCAGGAGGAGGAUGAAGAGGAAGAGGACAGAGAAGAAACUCCAGCCAAGAAACGAACCAUAUCCGCCAACAGGGUCUCCUUCAGAGACGAGUCGGAAAUACGAGAAAUUACGGAUGACAAUGAUACAACAGACGUAGAUGAGGACGAUGAAUCAGGGUCGGGGCCCAAGCGACCAAAACUGGACCAUCAGCAGAAUACUUCCUCGGGAUAUGUACCUACAGGUGUGUCCAGUUUUUCCCCAUCAGCAGGGCUAGACAAAGAGAAACAAAGAGCAGAGGCCAAUCAGGGGGAAGCUUUCCUGGCUGAUCUUGGUAUAGAGGACCCAGAGUGCUACAGCGAACCCGAAAUCUCCGAGCUGUCAGAUGAGGACCCACCCCUCCCCUCCACAAAGCCGCCUGGGGUCACAGAACCUGACCCAGAGAACGCAGACAGCGAGUGGGACUCCACUCAACCCUCCACUACACCACGUCCAGGGAUACUCAAAAACUGGAAACAGGCAAGUCAGGAAGAAGUAGAAAAGAAUACCAAGAAAAUCAUCACACCGAGAUCAGACGGAUCAGAAUGGGACAGUGAUGUGGAGAAUGAGCUGGAUCCUGAACAAGAAAAUGAGGUGGACAAUCAGGUUAAAGCGAGGUAUGAGGUGACCCAUUUUUCCGACAAUGACGAUGGUUUGUCCGACUCAGAGAGCGAGAUGACGGCCAAUCCCAAACGAAUUGAGGUCCACAGUGACGGAAGUCUGAAGGAAGUGAGGCGAGACGGAAGUUUGCGUGGUAUCGGAGAUUCCCCCAUCACCCUUGACUACACCCCCAGCGACGACGUCGAAAUGAACGUGUCCCCUUUGGAACCAUUUCAAGAAGAAACCAACGAUGAGGUGUUGGAUUUCACCAUAGAGGAGGAAUCGCCUCGUGUGGAUGGAACACACACAGAGGAUAUUCCAUUCUCUAUUUUACCUGAGGAAACCCUCAUACAGGGAAAACCUCCAGAUGUUGAGGAGGAAGUGAGCGAUGACCCAGAAACUGACCGGGAAGUGGCCCAGGUCUUGGCCCCAAAGAUAAUGGACAAGAACCAGAUGCCCCCUGGCAAACCUGUCCCCCGGGAUUCCCCUCAACAAGUCCCUUCUGACGAAGAGGUUGAGAGUUUUAACUUAGUGGUGUUGAAGCACAUUUCUGCACAUAGACAGACCACCAGCCAAUGGGAUUCUGCGACAGAUGAUGUGGCCACACCCAGAGUUCAGAAUAUGGCCUACUUCACUGAACAGAAAUCUAAACAGCAAGAGACAAAAGUGGAAGAAGAAGAUGAAGAUGAUGACGAUCUUCUUCCUGUAAAUACAACAGUCCAGAAGGUGGAGCCACCAGUACAGGAAGUAGAGCAAGAUCACGUGCAGGAGAAGACAACCCAACCAAAGAAACCCCAACAAACAGCACUGGAACAUGAAGAGGAUGAUGAAGACUCAGAGUGGGAUUCAGAGGAGGACAAUUUCCUGCCCUCAGACUCGGCCCCUCCAGUGUAUGGGGUCCCUCCACCUCCCACAGAAACAAAGGAGAGUUCUCAAAGGGGAGACCACUCUGUAUCGGAGGACAUUGAAGAAGAAUCAGUCAGUGAAUGGGAGAUUGAGAGACAAAUGGAAAAGAACCUGAAAGCUCAGCGGGAGAAAUUGAAAGAACAGAAACUGAAAGAGGAAGAAGAAAAUCGUCACAAGAAGUGGGAGGAGGAGCAGAGGCAGGCGAUGGAGGAGCAAUUCAGAGAGGAGGAAAUCCAAAGAGAGGCUGAGUUGGCAAGGCAACAGCAGUGGGAAGAAGAGGAGAGAAAAAGGCAGGAGAAACUAAGGAAGGAGGCUGAGGAAGAACAGAUGAGGGAAGAUGAAGAUUUUGAUCAGGUAGAGCAGAUGGAAGACCCAGAGUCCCCCAGAUCCCCACCCCCUUCUUUGGACUCCUCCACAGGCUCACAGAAACGGAAGGAGAUGAAGAAAGCCAGCUUUCUCCUUGUGAGAGACUUUGUGAAGUCGGAGGGCAUAAAGUCACCUGACACCCCACCCACAGUCCGUCUGGGCAUUGACCCCCGGCGGUCCGAGUCCCCAGAAUCCCCACAGAAAGAGGAAGUGAGGGAAGAGAUGGUUUCUAAAAAUAACACAUCCGACCUGCGGGCUUCCCCCACCCAGCAAGAGUUUACCUCAGUGAAGACCCAAGGGGUAAAACAAGACAGGAAGACUGAGUCACCUCCCCUGAUCACCUUUGACCCAGGGGCUGGUGGCCAGUUGCCAGAGAAGACAAGGGGACCAGUAAAGGAGGACAUCAUUGAAGUGACCACCAGUUUCAACACGGCGUCCCCCCGACCGACGGCUAGUGUCACAGAACAGCUACACAAUGGAUACGACAAAGACACUGACAUACAUGGGGGACAGAAGAAUCGCCCCGAGGGCCCGGCCUUCUCCCACAACCACAGUGUAGGCGUCAGCUCCUUUAGCUCCUCCCCUGCUGUCAAUCACAGGCGACCCAGCCCACACAUCACUAUAGGCUCCUCCCCUCCCAACAUGCACAGCGAUGGCAUGAGUGUGGAUGAUGAGGACUCCGUCGACUUUGAUUUUGACAGACCUGCAGACAAUAUGGGGAGUUAUCUUCGGGGCCUGCCUGGGGGUAACUACGGGCCGUAUCGAGGGUUAGAUCUGCCUGACGAUGACGCCUUCUCCUACACCUCCACAGAGAACGGAGACAGCAUGAUUUACCAGAGUAACACUCCCUACGGCAAGGACGUCCUCGCCUCCAUGAACCUCUCAGAUCCAGCCACUGUGCUCAAACUCCAGGAACACAUGCACGAACAGAACAAGAGGCUGGACCAGGAGAGGAAUGUCAGAAUGACCCUGGAGAAUAAGAUGAGGUCACUGAGCAAGGAGAAGAACGAACUCAUCAAGAAAGUAGACAACUUGAGUCAGACUCGAUCCUCCUUGGAGCAAACCAAACUUGACAUGGAGCAGAAGAUCCGCAAUCUCGAGUACAAUCUCAGUGAGGAGGCUGAGAUGAGAAAAAAUGCUGAGACGCUGCUUGGUAAAACCAAGGAUCAACUAACUCGAAAAGAGGAACAGUUCACGAGUGAGUUGGAGGCUAAACAGAAAACAGAACUACAAAUGAGGAACCUUCAGCUGGAUCUGAGAACAGCCAACAACAAUAUCAAACAGUUGGAGGAUGAGAAAUCAGACCUUCAGCGGCAGCUUCAGAAUGAAAAGAAUGCUCGGCAGCUUCAGGAGCAGUUUAACGAGGACCAGCAAAAGAUUCAACAGGCUCUUCACAAGGAGCAGAUCACGACCGAGGCUCAAAAGGAAUACACCUUAGAUGAUGAUGACGAAGACUCGGAAGCAGAAAAUAAACUGGAGGCAGUAGAUGAGGACAGGAAAUCAGCGAACGAAUUACUGCGGAAAUUACGUGCAGAAAAUAACGCCUUCCAGCUGGAAAUCCAGAAGCAGAGGCUUCGUCACAGGGAUGAGGUGACUAUGUUAACAACGGAGACCGAGGAACUACAGAGCAAGAUUGAGGAGCUGAAGAACGAGAUAAAGCUGAACGAGGAGGCGCUGUCUCACGCCACGGUCCAGUACAACCUCCAGACCAGCAACCUCCGCACAGAGAUCUCUGUUCUCAACUCGGUGCUCGAGAAGGAGCGAGACUCCAAGGAGAAGCUGGACACUGAGUUAUCAUCCUUGAAGACACGCUAUCACUCGAGUUCCCUAGAGCUUGACAAGGCAGAACAAGCCAGAAGUGAGGCAGAGAGGCGUCUCCAGCAUGAGAAGGAGGAGUGGUCCCGCCAGCUGGACACGCGGGAGAAGGAGGUCAGCAGUCUGAAGGACAACAUCCAGGGCCUGCUCCACCGCAUCACCAACCUCGAGAACAAACUCAACCUCACCGAGAAUGAGCUGCACAAGACUGAGGCCACACUGCUGGAGAAGAACAACAUGCUCAACAAGACUCAGAAAGACCUGGACUUCAUACAGAGUGCCCACACGGCCUCCGAGGAAAAAUGCCACACCGAGAUGGAGCUACAUAACAAGUUGCAGGCAAAACUUGAUCAGCUCCAAGAAAAACAUUCAUCCAUACAACACGAGAACCUGACCCUGAAACAACAGGUGGACAACCUACAGAGGAGUAUAGCUGAGCAGGGCGGGGACAAGAGUGUGGAAUACAACAAAAUUAUCGCCAGCAUGCAGGCCGACUCAGAAAAGAUGAAAAUUCACUGGGAAGAAAGAACCUCAAAUUUGUCAGACCAGUGUUCCAGACUCAAGGAGGAGAACCGUAACCUGGAGGCUCGACGGAGUCAACUCGAGCAAGAAAACAGCCGUCUGAACAGUGAGAUUGCGGACCAGAUCCGGAAGAUUUCUGUCGUGGAAGCUAAUUAUCAAAAUCUCGACCAUACACGGAGAAGUAUGGACGAGGAAAAGACGCGGCUCCAGAUGGAGAUAGAGAGAUACAGGGAAAAGUGCAAUCACGAGAGAGAGAAGUGCAUCGAGGUGCAGAGUAAAUACCAGACGGUUGAGGAGCAGCUGAGGAGGAUCCAGGAGAGGGAGGAGAACAACACCCAGAAACUCCUCAACAGCUCUGCCAACAUGGAGGCCGUCCACAAGUCAAAGACUGAGCUGGAGGAGAGCUAUCAGAACAUGAAGCUUGAGAAUGCCAAACUUGAGGCGGAGGUCAAACACGAGAGGCAGCGAGUCGAGAUGUUACAGAAGGACCUCAACGACUCGCAGAAGGUUCGUAACAGCUUGGAAGCAUUGUGUUCAAAUCUGAAGUCAACCAACUCCCAUCUUGAGGACAAAUUAGGGCAUGUCUCCGUCACUGACCUUGGCUCAGAUGAGGAGAGCACGACCAAGUCGCUGAUAGCACAGGAAGCAGAGGAGCACAAGGACUUGUGGGAAAAAGAGGUGAUAUCGCGCUCCAAACUCGGGCUGCGGAUCUCACAGUAUGAAAAGCAGAAGCAGGAUGCCUUUGUUCAGCUUGAAGAGGAGAGGAGAAAGCACAGAAAGACGGUUGAAGCCAAGCGGACAGUGGAAAUGAAGCUGGAAGCAGAAAUUGACAAAAAUACUCAGUUACAGAAAGAAGUGGCCAGUCUGAAGACUUACCUGAAGGUUGCCAAAAAGAGGCUAAAGGGCAUUGAUUCCCACGACUCAAGAAUUAACUCCCUUUCUGCUGACUUUGACAGAGAGCGCGUUACCAUGGAGAGCACCCUGUCCUCGGUCCGACAACAGCUUCAAGAUUUACAGCUGAACUUGGAGAGAGAGAUACAAGAAAAAGAGCUCUUGCAAGCCAAGAACUUCAAGCUGAAAAAUGAGCUUGCUGAGCAUGAGCGGCUCAAAAAGCUGCUUAAAAACCUGGAGCUUGCUAAAGAUAAGCUGCAGAGGGAAUAUGACGAGUAUAAGAAUAAGGUGGGAUCAGACUACGUUGAGAGGGAGGAUCUAGAGAGAGUCCGACGUGAAAUUGAAACUCGAUACCGAAUGGAACUGAAUCGGAAACUUGAGGACGUCAACAAUUAUCUGGAGGAACAAGCUCGAGCAAGGGAUAAACUGGACGUGUCUCGAGAUGAGACCGAAUUCAAGAUCAGGGAUGAUCACAAAAAGAUUCAGGAGGAGAACUCAUCCCUGAAGUUGAAGUACGAGCAAGCGGUGGCUGAGAGAGAGAGCCGCGAGAUGGAGGCCAAGCGUUACCGCGAGCUGUAUGAGAGCGAGAUGCAGUGGCGUAUGCGCCUCAGUAACCAGCUGAUGCAGACCUCGGACAAGGCCUUUAGCUACAAGUCCAAGUUAGUCUUAGAGAAACAGAAGAACCGAACGUUGAACACGCUGGGUAAUUUGACCUUCUCAGGGACGCUCAACGGCCAGCUCCUGGACGCCAGUCGGAUAUCGGGAACCACCGAGGACUUGUUCACCAGUAAGCUGAAGGCGGAGUUAGACCGCAGCAUCAACAAACACCUAGAGGCCGGAAUACGAUUUGAUGUCAAGUUGUUGUAAUGUGCACCUCAUGACAACAGUAAACCCGUGAUUCGCCUACAUAGUGACUCCAUGAAUUCCUCAUAUGCCAAAUCCAACGCAGACUACUUAGAAGUACUCCAGAGAAAAUACCAUGUAUAGCCUGUCUCUCCAUUAUCUCAUUAAUUCAUCUUCUCCUGAACUCUUGGACUCAUUCUCCUUCAGCCAUGAUUAGACACUGCGGUCAUUUCAACGUCUCGUUUUUUUUCCGUUGGAGAUAUUUACUGAUCCAUUCUUGAGUGCUUACGUAUUCUUGGAAUUUUCUUUAUGAAGGUUCUUAGUUUCGCUUUUUCGCAGAAUAUGUAACAAAUUUAGAGAGAAUGAAAAGCUAAAUUCUCUCCCCUUUUUUUUUUUCUCUCCUAUAUGAAAUAAUAUGCAAUAUUCUGAAUAUGCAUGGAGUUUAAUCAAAUAUCAUUAUUUUUUGUUGUCAUUUAAUUAUAGACCUACAUUUAUUACUCGCACAUUUAUUUUUUAACUGGUGACCUUGAAAUUGAUGAAUCACAAAGUGUAUAAAAUACUGAAGAAUGAUAAUAGCUCAUAGUGUUCUGUGGCAAAAAUUAGGUCAAUGUGACCUACUUUUUUCCUCUAUGUUUACAUGUACUCAGUUUUAUGCAAUAUAUGUUUUUAAACAGGUUACACAUUUUCUGUGAUAUUAUUUCAUUUAGUUUAAAAACUUAUUUACUAGGAUUUUUAAAGAUUAAUUUACAAUGAGAUCUGUGUAUUUACUAUUUAUGAACUUGAAAAAUAUGAGUUAAUUGAAAAAUUUUCUUGAUUUACAUUACAAGGUUGUGGUGAUUUUUAUUGCAAAUUCUGUUGGGAGCCCCUUGAGAUGUCAAAUACUCGUAUUAAUGUGGGAAAAAUUCGGCAUUAAUUUGUCUUUUCUUGAUUUGAAAUACCUUGAACAAAAUAUUCUUUUUGAUUUAGUUUUCUCAAAAAAAUAUUAAGUUGGAAUUUCAAAAAGAUUUGAAGGGUUUUUUUUUUAUUGGUAAUUUAAUCUAGUCAUCAAAGAGUGUGAGAGGGAGAAAAACGCAGAGUAAGCAUAUCAUUUAGUAAUCCAGAAAUGGGUAACUCGGAGAAUGAUUAGAGCUACAGUGAUAGGUUGCCUGAGUUUUAAGGAGGGUUUAUUUUUUGGUGAGUUGUUCAGCACUCCGUCCUGUCCUUUAGUGUUAGUUUGCACACAACCCGUGUCCAUCCAAUUUUUAUUCAUUUUUUUUACAUAUUUCAUCAUAUUUAACUAUAAUUUUUUAAAUAUUAUAAAUGUGAUAUUUUAAUAUAUUAAAAAUAUGUAAUACCCAAAA
Magallana angulata is the source of this 8830-nucleotide messenger RNA. Its product is annotated as ankyrin repeat domain-containing protein 26-like. Gene Ontology annotation, molecular function: protein binding. The record is from RefSeq and is a predicted model, not a curated record. The transcript has 54 exons. NCBI's taxonomy places the organism in Eukaryota, Metazoa, Mollusca, Bivalvia, Ostreida, Ostreidae. The coding region runs from base 252 to 7514 and encodes 2420 amino acids.